Myxocyprinus asiaticus (Chinese sucker) is the source of this 7875-nucleotide messenger RNA. Its product is annotated as protein shisa-6-like. The record is from RefSeq and is a predicted model, not a curated record. Gene Ontology annotation, cellular component: postsynaptic density; AMPA glutamate receptor complex; postsynaptic membrane. NCBI's taxonomy places the organism in Eukaryota, Metazoa, Chordata, Actinopteri, Cypriniformes, Catostomidae. The transcript has 6 exons. The coding region runs from base 3352 to 5268 and encodes 638 amino acids. Gene Ontology annotation, biological process: regulation of AMPA receptor activity; regulation of short-term neuronal synaptic plasticity.
CGAAGCGGACCUUUGUGGGAGCAAUUGGUUUUCCUUGCGUUUCAAUGGAGCGGAGGUAGAUGUGUGGAGCCCAUUGAAUUUGUAUUGGAAGCGGAAUAAUAGAGCAGAUACGGUCAUUUAAAUAGCAGGGAAACGGAUAUCACCCGGCACGUCUAAUUAAUCAGCCGUUUUACGCUUAUUUUGCGACACACGGAUUGGACUGUGCAUUGUCAAUAGCGUUUUAUCAAAAUAAAAAGAUACAAAUAAAAACAUAUUUUUUACCUGGCUGGAAGCACGGAGUUAUAUGCGUUUUUCCCCUUGCUGGACAGUAAAUUACGCAUGCAAUUAUUUUGGAACUACAACGACACGUCCAUUCAUUCCUUUCACCUUUUUAUGACUUGUGACUGAAUGAAAACUAUAUUUUGAAAGUGCUAUUAAUUUUUGUAUACCAGAGCAAGCGGAGAUAAAGGAAAAAAAAGAUUACAUAAAUCAGCGGUUGUUUUUAGUCACUUUCCAGUGAGAUAUUCUUCCAUCACCAAUGCAACAAAACUGCGUCUUUUUCUACGAAUCGAGAGCUGUACAGAAGCGCGAGACCCCACCUCCGUGAAUAUUGCAUCGCCUUCUAGCGCGUGCUGCAUGAUCUCAUUCAAUUUUUUGUCAGCCAGAAGAGAGGGGCAACGAUAACUUUAAACGGUUAAGGUUACUGUGUGAUUUUUUUCUUCUUCUAAAUAUUAGCUUCAAGACCUCCGCAGAUCUGAAGCAGGCAGCUGUUGACACGCGCAGUGAAAAUUCAACACUAACAAAGGAAAACAGAAGCCAAGACAAAGAGCCAUCUACCUGGAUGAAACUGAUCAGAGUCCCAGCAAGAAAUACAAGUUUUCUAAACUAGAUGAACUAUAAUUGUUUUUGUGAGCCAAGGGAUUUUUGAAGUAAUAUUGAUUUGCACAUAUUGAAGAUUUUGUAUUUGUCUUUUUUUAUCAACUGCUACCAAAACCAGUGCCAUUAACUGUGCCAACCAGAAGAAAUUAUUUCACCUGUAUUUUUGCAUUUUUCUUAAUCCAUUUAAGCCAAGACAGCUUUUAUCCACAGUCAACGCCAACACUGAUUUUAAUUUUGACAUUAUUUUCAACAAUAAUUUUUAGUAUGAUAUCAUGUAACAGUUACCAAAUUUAAAAGUUUCGUUUCGUUCUAAAACAAAAAGCAGUUUUUGCUCCCCGAACUAGGGAAAAUAGUGCUUUAUUGGUUAAACAUGCUUUAUGUAAGAGUGGAUGUUAGUAAUGCAUUAGCCUGAGAUAGAUCGGCUCCUGACUGAUUGAUCGAUGGAUGGACAGGCUUAUGGAUGGCUGGCACUAGCCUCAUUAAACUUUCCAAAGUUAGCCGCUGCUAAUUUUGUUGAUUAGUCGUCCGUUCCUCUAACAAAAGCCCAUUUAACUCUCCCUCUCCAUCAAAUCUCUUUAGUCAUCAAUCACAAAAUCCUUUAUUUUUUUGCUCCUCUCUCCUCUUUCUUUUCUUUUGCUUCUACAGAAUUUGCAUGUUUAGAACAUGCAGCAAAAUCCUUAACAGUCUUGUGUCUCUAAAGGGUUAAAUACGGAAGCCAUACUUCUCAUAGCCAUAGUAACGUUAAGAUCCCUGUCAUCAUUUUAAAGAAAAAGGUGGAUGGGUGUAUUCAGGAAUAAUUUAAGAGGUCUGCAUGACAUUCGGCCAUAUUCACCAGCGAACCACUGACGCAUUUACUGUGUUGUCAGUGGGACCACGUUUAAAAUUGUUAUGCUACUUCACCGUACUCAUUAACACUUAGAAUAGGACUUUUGGGUGGAAAAAUUAUCGAGUUUGCUUGUUGGUCCCCACGUGUCCCACAUUGACGGAUGAAUCCCGACUUGUUCAUGUCUGUUCAGUGGGCUCAACCAUGCUGUCCUGCCAGAACUGGGCCCAAGCCCCCGUUUGUUUUAUUCUGUUGGGUUGAGCUAAAUCCAGAGCAAAGACACUCACGCAAGAGGGUCCAACGCACAUAGACUCUCAAGUAGACAGCCUUCACCUUGACUCAGUCUAUUCUUCCAUUUCCUCUCUUAUUCUGAACUCUUCUUCCUUUCUGGUCGGACUUGUGUUGUCAAACCAGAAACUAAUAUACCUGCUGCUUAUUACACUUUGUGAGUGUCCUAUAACUGACUACACUCUUCCAAAGCCUUUGUAAUGAGCCUUUGUCUGGCUGUGUCGCCUUUAGAAAAAGAUCAGCUCUUCCCCGUUGUAAAGUUCUGAGGAUUAAUUUCUGUACUCUUUAAAGUUGUACUUUCAUUGCUUAGUCCUACCUUAAUCUCAAGCCUCAAUGACUUCCUUCUGAAACUUAAGUGAAGUACUUAGUAUUUUUCCGUGGACAUUUCUUGAGAACUGACACUGUUGCAUAGCAGAACCUCAAUGACGUUGGCGUAUUGAAAUGUAGUCUCGCAGUCAUUCUUAUUGACUUGAAAGCCUAAAGCGUCAAACAACUGAGAUUUGUUUACAAGACAACAUCAGUUCUUGGAGCUGACGAUGACAAUUGUUUACAAGUCACAAGGAAUAGCUAAGUAGUAUUUACUGUUUCCCUAAGGGUAAUACAUUAUUUAUUUCUAUAGAGUUGUUUAGUGGGUCGUUGUGUAAGACAACUGAAGUGCCAACCCGAACAGAGAACAUUUGUGAAAACAAGUAGACUUUGAGAAAUAGUUUACACUCAAACAGAAAUGUUUACAUGUUUCCGAUAAGAUGAACACCGAUUGAGUUUUGAAUGAAUUGUUAGUGCCAUAGAUCAGUUAUAUACACACCUUUAAGAAGAAGCUGUACCUUUGACUUUUGUGACACUUUAAAAAGUUUACAUGGUUUACAGGACUAAAUUGCUCAAACAAAGAAUCAAAUCUUUUUUCUUUCUGUUUGUAUUUAAAUAAUUUCCAUAUUUUUCUAAACUGUUGUUUAUAGAAUUUUCCAUAGAGAAGAUUUUAAUCCAAACAUUUAGUUUUGUGCCAAAUCAAAGUUUUAAAACAUUCCAGCUCACACUCAUUAAAUUUAAACAAGCAUAAAACUUGUACAUAGAUUUACCUCAUUGUUGCGAAUAAUCCACAGAAUUAUGUUUACACCCUUACUGAGAGUCUCAUGCCAUGCUUUUUAUCUUUAACCUGAACUCCAGCACUUGGAUGUGCAUUUUGCAUAUUGAAUAAUUUGCAUACUAGUGUAUGCACAAGUGAAAGAGAAAAUAACUUUACGUCUUAUUUAUUCCCACACACUGACUUGCAACUUUUGAUACACGUCUCUUCAAUACAUCAGCUUUUUGUAGGCUGAGGAGUCUUUUGUAUAAAGGCUUCACAUUUUUUCAUCUUUGAUUAAAAAAAAGCCCCCUCUACCAAGAUGCCACCUGCUGUCAUCUUGUUUUUCCUCCUUUUUGGCCCUGUGCUCUCCACUGUAACUAUGACCUCGGAACACUCCUCAGUGAAUGAGGGGCCAGUGCUGUUUCUGUUACGAGGACGCAACCGCAAGGUUGCUCCUUCCCAGCCGGAUAUGCAGGGAAAGGAAGCUGCUGCCAUGGCAGCAGAGCCAGAGGCGGCCGAGAUCCCUCCAAAACCCCUCCCACAGAUUAUGCUACCCCGCAAUGUGACAGCCGAUGCCCUGAAGCCCCCACUGGGCGCCGCCCAGGUGGUGCCGCCUCCACGUCGGCUGGUGUACGUAGAUGUCUGUCGAGGUUACUUCGAUGUGAUGGGACAGUUUGACAACACUUUCAGCUGCACCAAGGGCACCUACAUCUACUGCUGUGGCACCUGCCAUUAUCGCUUUUGCUGCGAGCACCAACGUAACCGUCUAGAUCAAGACUCUUGCACUAACUACCGCUCACCUGAAUGGGCCAUCACGCCAGGACCCAUCACCCAUCCCCCAGUCCGCCACAACCCAGAUUUUGACCCACUGCAGCAACAAAGCAACAACACAGCAUAUGUCAUUGGGGGAGUCAUCUCUUUUACGAUGGUUAUGGCCAUUGGGGUAAAAGUGGCCUUCCAUAAACUGUCUCGUCGACCAAGGAACAGAGACAUCAACAUGCCUAGAGCACUGGUGGACAUUCUGCGUCACCAGUCCAGCCCUGUCCAGCAAGGAGAGAGAAACAACAGUAUGGUCCUUACAACAGCCACCUCCAGUGAGGGCACACGGGGGCGGCCAUCUAAAAACUUCUACCCUCCUGUCCUCCAGAGCAAAGAUAACCGAAUUGGGAAACCCAAUUUUGUCCAGACUGGGUCCAGUCCUAAACACACAGCUACUAUCGAGCGAGUUCCACGCAUGAACAACACCCAGCUGGUCUCCACAGGAACGCUGCUUUCCAGCAAGCACAAUAAUUCUGGCUUUCACCCCUCUCUCUCUCAUUCCUUCCACAACCUUGCCCAGCUACCUCCAUCAUAUGAGACUGUCACGAAACCAGAGAUCAACCGCUAUAGCUCCCUCAAGAGACUAGAAAAAAACCUGGAUGACUAUACUGGAUACUACACCUCCAAGCGAAGGCCAACCAACGCUCCACCCAGCUUCCACUCCUCCCAGCACCACCUGCACUGGGGCGGUGACUUUACACUGGGUGCCAGAGGUACUCUACCUCUUCACGCAUCCCGCACGCGAAUCCAUGUGCCCAAUUCCACGUCCACCCCCAACCCCUACCCUUUACCCACGACACAGUAUAACCCCACAUUCCACUCAAUGAGUAAGCCACCUCGCCGGGUGAUGUCCCAAGAUCAGCUUCUGGCGCUGGGGGAGGGUAACACUCUCUCACACCUCUCCAAGAACCAGCAGCAUCAGUAUUACAAACCCAUGACCACCAGCAAGAGCUCCAACCAGACUUUACGCAAGUCUCACGAGCGCCUCCUGGUGUCACCAGACCGCCUGGAGGAGAGAAUGAUGGGUGGGGGAAUGGGUGAUUACGGUGGAAUGGUGCCCACCAUGCCUCGACUAACCCACCACCAUAAAGCGCAGUCCCAGCAGAACGUAUGUGUGACGCCCUCGCUCGACCGCCAUCACAUGAUCAAAAUGAAUUCGCACCCUACCUCCGGCCGUGAGCAAGACCACAUGGUCCCGACCAUGUCGUCUGGUCAUGGGGGCGGGACUUUGGGUUGGGGGGAGGUUCAUGGUUCCGGAGGAGGACCUGGCACGAUGGGCCAUAGCGCUCGGCGGAUGGCCUUUGCAACAAAACGCCAGAACACAAUUGAACAGCUGCACUUCCUCCCCGGAGGAGGUGGGGGAGGGAGUGUUGGUCAGGCACUUAGGACAGGGAGCAAGAAUGAAGUGACCGUGUAAGAGAAAAGAAAGAGAAAAGAUGGCUAAGGAGAUGAUGGACAAAUGAGGUGUGAUUGCACAAGCCGAGGAGAGGGAAGACAGUGGAGUUUAAAGAAGGCUAUGACUUAAGACAGAAAUGAAGGAGGAAAAAGAGGAAGGGGAACAUAGAAAAGGCUUUGAGAUGAGAGGGGUGUACAGAAAAAGGCCAUGGCAAGGGUAUACACAAUGUAUCGCAAAGCCUUGAAUGAGAGAAAGAGGGAAAUGAAACUAUACCAUAAGUUAUUCUGUGGAUCCCUAAACUGCUAAAUUCUCAAUAAAUAGAAACAUGAAGAGGGGAUCCAGAUCUCCUCUGAAUGUGUGUAGCAUAUAGUUAGUAUUUUCAUGGCACUAUUCAGAAAUGUUCAGAAAAGAACCAAAUACACAGGUAAAAGUAGAUCAUUAUUAGAAUAGGGCAAGUUUUCUGUAGUGAGAAAUUCCAGCUCAUUAUCUUCAAUUGGUUUAGGGUUUAAUUCCAUUUAAUUCUGUUGGAUUAGAUGACAGCAACUGACCGAUAGAACCUUGCCUCAGAGUUUGCUGAAAGUCAUAUUCAACAGUAGGACAUCACACAAAGAGUCAUUCUCAUGGAGGUGUAUUUUGUCAGUCAAAUAAGGGAACAAUGACAUAUUCUGGAUGAAACUGAGAAGGUGUCAAAUUGCACUGAAUUACCUCAUGGAGACUAUGAUUUUAACAAUCUCAAAACAUGACUUGGGACUGAAUUGUGACUUGAGGAAUACUGUGCGCAUUGCGGUGUUUGCCAUCCAGUGAAACUGUUGACAGACAAAUGCUUGUGAUCUGUCAAACAAAAGAAAGCAGAGAACAGAAAAGGACAUCGAAAUUGUCACUCAUUUUGUGACCUGACUUAUAAGUCUGCACUGUUAAUAUAAGUUCAAAUGUCAUCAGCCAUAUUAGAGCUUAUUCAUAUGGAAUACAAUGGAGGGAAACAUUUUCACUGGGAGAUAAUAUAUUGAACUAAUAAUCAAAGAUUUUUAGCCUCUUAUAAUGAGACUGUGAAUUCUUAAAGUUGACGAAUAAUUGUCAAUUUGUUGUUGAUUUUUUGCAUUGUGGAUAACCUUUUGGCUGUUUUAUAAUAUCUUUGACAGGCUGACAGAUUAAAUAAUUGAUUGAGGGGUAAAUCAGGUAAUACUGUCUGAACUAAAAAUGUAUGAGCAACCAGAGAAAACUGUAAUUAACACAUUUUAUUAAACGCAGUCUCAGCCAUUCAUAUUUGAUAGUUCAAAACUGAUGAAACUCAUGCCUCUUUCUUGCAUGUUUGACCAGUCAAAGGACAGCUUAGUAUGACGACAUGAUUCUGGAGUCAUUAUGGUUGUUCUGUUAUUUACAUGUGUAUAAGAGCAGAAAUAUACAGUAAUUAUAGGCAUGCACUAAUGUCAAAUAUUAAGACUUAAACACUUAAUUUGCAACUCAAGCUGUUCACUAUUUAAGGUUGUAUUAGAGGGGGAAAGGGGAAAGGGGUUGGUUAUACAAUGGACAAUUUAAUCCAAGGGCUAUUCUGAAACUUAUUCAUGUGUGUCUGUGCUUCCGUGUUCUGAUGGCUUUUUAUAUUUUACUGCGUCAAUGUUGGAGACACGGUUGUGUGGAACAUUGAGGCUAUAUGCCAAUGAGUGAACAAAACAGAGCAAAAUAGAACAAAUUCUGCAAAGCUAAUUUACACUUUGUGUCACACUAGGAUGUGUUAUUAUCUAACUGAUGAGUUAGGAUUUAGGAGUGAAAACCUGUCACGUUUAUCUAUAUUAUAUUCUAGUAAAAUGUAUUUUUUUGUUAGCGAUUUCUGUGUGUUUUGCUGCUGUCUACAAAUCAAAUGGACAGUGUUGUGGUGGAAUGUCUGAGAACGACCUGGCUGAGGAAGAUUAUUGGGCCAUAAUAUAGUACUUUAGAUUACUCUGCAGUGUUUAGCUUUUAUUAACACUGAAAUUAAAUCAGUUGAAAAAAACUAAAAAAAUUUUUAAGUGAAUCCUGAAUGUUCAAAUAUGUACACAUGCCAAUUUAUGUGCAUAUAUAUAGUCAUCGAUAUUAUUAAUAUUCUUGAUUAUUAUCAUUUUAUUUUUAUUUUUUUUUCUCUGUGACUUUAAAAAUUGUUUUUAUUUCUGUUUUCUGUUUAUAUUGGUCUUUCUAGUGGAUUCUAACCUUUGUAACUCAACAUAAAAAAGCAUAUGCAAUCAUAGUGAAAAGACGAAACGCAUGAAGAUGUCAAAGCCAGUGUUGAUGAUGUCAUAUUGCUGACUACUGAUGUCAAGGUGUGUAUGUGUCCAGUUUGUGUGUCUGUAUUUGUGUGCUUGUGUGUAUUUCAGUGUCUAUUUUGGAAUGCUUUAUCUCACAUUUUACCUGACUUUGUCUGAGAAUGUGGAUUUCAGAAAACCUAAGGGAUAUUAAAAUCAAAAAUAUGAUUUUAUUUUUUAAGUGUGUCUCUUUGAAUGCAAAAAAUAAACAAAAUAAAAAAAGUUUUCAAUUUUCAUUGCUGCAUUCACCAAAGGUAUGGAAAAGAGAAUAAAACAUACUAAAGCAUUUAAUAUUUUUCUCAGUAUUUUUGUGAAGACAUAAACAUGUGCUAUGCCAUUAAGUACAUAUAAC